AUUGAUAUGAUUUUAAUGAAUUACCAAUUACCGGUCAAGGAAAAAACAGAUGUCUCUGUUUUUUCUCUCUCUCGCCGUCUUGUGUUCUCUCUCUCUACUUCUCUGCUGCGUUCUUUCAAUUCUGCUCGUCGAUCUUCGCCGAUCUUCACCUUGUCUUCAUACAAAUCUCAGGUAGUAAAGGGGGAAGGAAAUAUAUCAAGCUAUGCCCACGCACAUCCUAGUACUAAUGGAAGCAAAUGGUCUAGGGAAGAGAGAUUUAGGAGUAGCAAAGCAAUGGUAUCAAUCAGGGUCGCGGUGACAUUGGAGUGCAUGUGAAGAUUCUCGGAUGAAUCCAAAUGAUUUGCGUUUGAAACAGAUAAACAAAAGAAAGAUGAAGCGAAUUCCAAGGGUUUUUGAAGAGAGAAGGAAGAUGGACCAAAGUCAAAAGUUGUCAAAAACUAUUUAGCCUGCAAGGCAUAACAUGUAGCAGUAAAGGUCUGAUUAAAAGGACAUACUUUUUUGUGGCAAAUGCUAGCUACAGAAAGACCUAGAUCCCCAAAUAGAAAUUUGAAAUCUUCUAUGGGACUCUCACCACAAAGAAAUUUCAAUGAGCUGCACCAAGAACCAUCGCUAAGGGCAACUGAUAAUUCAAGAGCUAGAUGGUUUUUAAGCAAUGAUGGUGCUUCUAGGCCAACAGGACCUUUAACUGUCAAAGGUCCUGAUACUUCAGAGCUAGAUAUGCAGCUUACGCCAAUGGGUGGCAUUGGGCUGAAAAGUUUUCAUCGGUAUAUUUUUUCCCCCUGCUGCCCUGUUUUAGCUUAAUUUAAGAGGGUUUGGUUUGUAUUUGUGAGGUUAUCUUGAUUAACAGUUGUGUAUAAUUCCUGUUGGUCAUUUAAUGUUAUGUAUUCAUCAUGCUCUUUUGAAUGGAAUUUUAAAAGGUGGAAGAAUCU
Molecule: messenger RNA, 929 nt
Organism: Quercus robur (English oak)
Lineage: Eukaryota; Viridiplantae; Streptophyta; Magnoliopsida; Fagales; Fagaceae
Exons: 4
Coding region: 7-315 (102 amino acids)
Source: RefSeq, a predicted model, not a curated record